Messenger RNA from Penicillium digitatum Pd1, 183 nucleotides. The record is from RefSeq and is a predicted model, not a curated record. Lineage: Eukaryota; Fungi; Ascomycota; Eurotiomycetes; Eurotiales; Aspergillaceae.
AUGAUUCGGCGGCAAGGAUCAAGCUGUACAGCUGUUGACACAGUAACUAGAGGCCCUAGACCACCAUGGAGUGUGUCACUUACACCCUUUGUCGGUAUGCAGCAAAGCAAUCCUUGCAGCUCAAAGCCAGAUUUAUUCGGCAGGGCGUUGCAGCAUGCAAAUGCACCUGCUACUCAAAUCUGA